Molecule: messenger RNA, 1410 nt
Organism: Rana temporaria (common frog)
Lineage: Eukaryota; Metazoa; Chordata; Amphibia; Anura; Ranidae
Gene: PSAT1
Product: phosphoserine aminotransferase 1
Exons: 9
Coding region: 148-1257 (369 amino acids)
Biological process (GO): L-serine biosynthetic process
Cellular component (GO): cytoplasm
Molecular function (GO): O-phospho-L-serine:2-oxoglutarate transaminase activity; pyridoxal phosphate binding
Source: RefSeq, a predicted model, not a curated record
GCCUCCAAUGAGAAGAAGCCCAUCUGGUGGCUAUUUAGGCAGGGAUGCAAGCGCUUGGAAAUUACAGUAGAAGCAUUGGGAAGGGUGAAGAUUUGUGAUCCUAUCAGCCCACAUAGUAGAUCAGAUCCUCCAACUUGUGCUGCAAAUAUGGAUAUCGUCCCACAAGUGCUCAAUUUUGGAGCUGGACCCGCCAAGCUGCCACCCUCGGUUUUGCUGGAAGCCCAGAAAGAAUUGAUUGACUACAAGGGUCUUGGGAUCAGCGUUCUUGAAAUGAGCCACAGAUCAUCGGACUUCACAAAAAUUUUGAACACCACGGAGAUGUUCCUACGAUCGCUAUUGGAUAUUCCAGAGAAUUACAAAGUCCUUUUUCUCCAAGGAGGUGGAAGUGGGCAGUUUAGUGCUGUCCCCCUUAAUCUUAUUGGUUUAAAUGAAUCAAAGUGUGCAGACUAUAUAGUUACCGGUGCUUGGUCAGCAAAAGCAGCCAAAGAAGCCGAGAAAUAUGGAAAGGUCAACAUUGUGCACCCCAAACUUUCAAGCUACACAGAAAUUCCAGAUCCAAACACGUGGAAUUUUAAUCCAGAGGCUUCCUAUGUGUACUAUUGUGCCAAUGAAACUGUUCAUGGUGUGGAGUUCCAGUAUAUUCCAGAUGUAAAUGGCACUGUUCUUGUCUGUGAUAUGUCAUCAAACUUCCUAUCUAGACCAGUUGAUGUUUCAAAGUUUGGACUUAUUUUUGCUGGUGCUCAGAAGAACAUUGGAUGUGCUGGUGUCACAGUUGUCAUAGUCCGGGAAGACUUGUUGGGCUUGGCAGUGAAAGAGUGUCCUACAGUUUUGGAUUACAAAAUUCAGGCGGGAAAUGGCUCCUUGUAUAAUACUCCGCCGUGUUUCAGCAUCUAUAUAAUGGAACUUGUGCUGGAAUGGAUAAGGAAUAAUGGAGGAGCUGCAUGUAUGGAGAAGCUAAGCAUCCUGAAAUCGGAGAUGAUUUAUAAUGUCAUUGAUGAAUCGAAUGGACUGUUUGUCUGUCCGGUAGAAAAAAAAAGCAGGAGCAGAAUGAAUAUUCCUUUCCGCAUUGGAGAUAUCAAAGGUGAUAGUAAACUAGAAAAAGAAUUUCUGGAUAAAGCUGCAGCACUUGGCAUGUUGUCUCUUAAAGGACACAGAUCGGUGGGAGGAAUCCGCGCUUCACUAUACAAUGCGGUGACUGUGGAGGAUGUUGAGAAGCUUGCAGAAUUCAUGAGGCAUUUCAAGGAGACUCACCAGUGAAGAACAGACCUACCGGUUUUUCUUUGUAUCACUGUACAAAAUAUGGCACUUGAUAGAUAAGCUAUUUUCAUAAUGUAUAAAACCUAAUUUGUAAACUUUAUUUUUUUUGUAUCAAGGUACAACUUUUGUCAUUCCUCUUGUUUUCUCUUUAAG